Turnera subulata is the source of this 1608-nucleotide messenger RNA. The record is from the annotation of a GenBank genome assembly. NCBI's taxonomy places the organism in Eukaryota, Viridiplantae, Streptophyta, Magnoliopsida, Malpighiales, Passifloraceae.
AUGGACGUGAACCUCUCCGCCGCCAUCUCCGCCGCGCCAGACAAGGUGCUUGUUGACAUUGUGAAGUUGGGUCAAAAACAUGGAAUGAGAGGCAGCGAUGGAAACUGGAAGGAAUUUCUGAAUGUUCAUGAUCGGAAUAUCGGCUCCUCCUUAUCUGAUCCAGCAAGGAGGAAGCGAGAGACAUUGAUUUCGUUUCUGAAAACAGUCACAGCAGAGGAACAUUUGAAGUUUCUUGCUAAUGUUGUUCAAGCACAUUUGAAUCGGGAGGUGUUGAACCAAUUGUUUAAGGACUCUUCAGAUGAUGAAUCGCCUCAGCAGAGGUUGGUGCGUUCAACCCUCGAGCAUCCAUUCUAUCUGCCAAAAUAUGCCUUUCCAUCAUAUGAAAAGGAGUGGUUAGUAACAAAGAUCCCCAAAAAAUCCAAGCUGAUGAAAGCAAAUGAUAUGCUUGCUGUUGAUUGUGAGAUGGUUCUUUGUGAAGAUGGCACUGAUGCUUUGGUGAGGGUGUGUGUUGUGGAUUGCAAUUUGCAGGUAAAACUUGAUGAAUUAAUAAAUCCUGGCAAACCAGUUGCAGAUUAUAGAACUGAGAUAACUGGAGUAUCUUCAGGAGACUUGGAUGGAGUCUCUUGUUCGUUGGUGGAUAUACAGAAAUCCAUGAAGAAGCUGUUAUCGAAAGGAACUAUUUUAGUAGGUCAUGGUUUAUAUAAUGAUUUGCAAGCUCUAAAGAUAGAUCAUGCAAGAGUAGUUGACACCUCAUUUAUCUUCAAGACUUCAGAUGGAAAGACACCUUCUUUGAGUAGUUUGUGUAAGGCAGUGCUGGGUUAUGAACUUCGCAAGGAAGGUUCUCCACACAACUGUUUAGAUGAUGCAUGUGCUGCAAUGAAAGUCGUUCUCGCAAAGAUUGAGCGAGGAGUAGAUACCGAAAUCCCGUUGAUUCAAGAACAUGGAAAGGAUGUGUGGGAAACUGAAAUGGCAAAGCUACUUAUUCAUAGGAUACCUGCUAAUGUUCGUCAGAAAGAAUUACAAAGAAUCUUCCCUCAGAGUUUUACUUUUGAGCUUAAGCUAAAUAAGAAGGCCGAAGGAGCACCAUAUUCCAUGCAUGUGAUCUUUAAGGAUAAAGUGGAGGCUAAUCAGGCAUUCGAAAUUUUGAAUGCCAAUCCAAACAAGGAUUCAUCUGGGCUACCGCAAAAACGGAUCUCAUUCAGACUAAACACAGGUGAAACUGUUAGCGUAUUUGUUCGGAAGAUGAGACAUGAUUAUACAGGAGAUGAAGUUUCGCUGAAGAAGAGAGCGUUUGAAGGUGAGGAUUCAGGCAAUGCCAAGAAACAGAAGACAGAUCAAUAUGAGAAUAUUUUGGAAGAGGACAAAAUAUUGCAACAAUUACCAAAGCAAAAGUAUCCAAACCACUGUUGUGACCUCUUGAAAGAGAUUGAUGGACUGAAGAAGGAAUUGGAACUAAAGGAGUUAGAACAGUACAAUAAACACGUUGAAGAGAUUGAAAAACUGAAGCAUGAAAUAAAAAGUAAGGAUUUUCAAAUCUGUAUGCAGGAUAAGAUGAUUUCUGGACUCAAAAAAAGGCUGGAAGAAGAGAAACUUAGAAAGAGAAAGUGA